GACGGAGGGAGAGGGGAGGGGUGGGGGGCAGAUAAAGAGCGAGGGAGAGAGCGAGAUGAAAAGCAUGCUAAGUGAGAGAGGCGCUCACACUGACGGAGGCAGAGGCAGCAGCCACGGCAGCGGCGGCGCUUCUUCCCUCGCCUCUUCCGUCAUUCCACGCCGGUGGAGAUGGAGGGUGCCCUGACCCGCUGAGGAGGACGGUCCGAAGGAGAAGAGAAUCCCUCAUGAACCGCCCCCACCCCUCCUCAUGUGAACGCCUGGAUCGUUUAUUCUCGGGGCAUUAACCAAUAAGGGGUGAAGGGAAGUGUGUGUUCACUCUAGCCUGCCGGAGGGAGGGAGGGAGGCAGGAAGGAGACGGAAGAGGGGGAUGAGUGGCAGGUUCGGUGCGGCUGCCCAUGCCAGAGUGUGAGGGUGGAACACACCGAGGGAGACCUGGGUAGCGGAGGGGCUGCCACGUGUGGAGCGCCGUCGGCAACUUGUGCGCCAGAGACGAGAGGACAACAGAUUCUAAUACGCGCGCAGCUGGACAGAUGAGGAAGCAUCGAGGACCGCGCUUCAGUCCCGGGUGUGUGGUGCACUGACCCUGCCUGCGACAGGCGAGGAGUCAGAGGACCAGGGCCAUGACCGGCUCCCCUGGCCCUGGCGGGCGUGCCUUAGUGCCAUGGCUGACGGUGUGGCGAUGGGCCCUGGCCGCUUCUCUGGUCGCCACGGUGACCAUGACGCUCCCGGGCGGCGGCCGGGCGUGCCCUCCGCGGUGCGAGUGCUCGGCCCAGCUGAGGUCGGUGUCGUGCCAGCGGCGGCGGCUCACCAACAUCCCGGAGGGCAUCCCCACCGAGACGCAGCUCCUGGACCUCAGCAAGAACCGGCUCCGCUGGGUGCAGACGGGUGACCUGGCGCCGUACCCGCGGCUGGAGGAAGUGGACCUCAGCGAGAACCUCAUCGCCACACUGGAGCCCAAUGCCUUCGCCACCUUACAGAGUCUUAAAGUGCUGAAGUUGAGAGGAAACCAGCUGAAGCUAGUGCCCAUGGGGGCUUUCGCCAAGCUGGGCAAUCUGACCAGCCUGGACCUGAGCGAGAACAAGAUGGUGAUCUUAUUGGACUACACCUUCCAGGAUCUGAGGAAUCUGAAACAUCUGGAGGUGGGAGACAACGACCUGGUUUACAUAUCCCAUAAGGCGUUCUCAGGGCUGGUGGGGCUGGAGGAGCUCACAAUUGCGCGCUGCAACCUGACAUCCAUCUCUGGCCAGACGCUGUCUUACCUCCGCAGCCUGGUCACCCUUCACCUGCGUCACCUCAGCAUCACCGGCCUGGAGGACCAGAACUUCCGGAAGCUGUCCAACCUUCGGGGUCUGGACAUCGACCACUGGCCGUACCUGGAGUACAUCUCCCCUCUUAGCUUCCAGGGUCUGGACCUCCACUGGCUCUCCAUCACCAACACCAACAUCACCUCUGUCCCCUCAGCCUCCUUCAAGAACCUGGUGCACCUUACCCACCUCAACCUGUCCUACAACCCCAUCACCACACUAGAACCCUGGGCCUUUAGGGACCUGCUGAGGCUGAAGGAGCUCAUCAUGGUAAGCACAGGCCUGAUGACGGUGGAGCCCCACGCCCUUGGGGGCCUCCGGCAGAUCCGAGUCCUCAACUUCUCCUCCAACGACCUGCAGACUCUGGAAGAGGGCUCCUUCCACUCUGUCAACAGCCUCGAGACCCUCAGAGUGGACGGGAACCCUUUGAUGUGUGACUGCCGUCUGUUGUGGAUCCUGCAGCGACGUAAGACCCUCAACUUUGACGGCAGAGUACCCGUGUGUGCAGGGCCGGUCGAGGUGCAGGGGGUCAGCCUCAGCAGCUUCACUGAUUCUGCACUCUUUGAUCACUUUACAUGCCAGAAACCUAAGAUACGCAAUCGCAAACUGCAGCAGGUGGUCGCCCGUGAAGGCCAGUCCGUGAGCUUUCUGUGUCGAGCUGAGGGAGAACCGGCGCCUGUGAUUGUCUGGAUCUCCCCGCAGCGCCGGCGGAUUACGGCCAAGAGCUCUGGGCGCGUCACCGUCCUCCCCAGCGGCACCCUGGAGAUCCGCUACGUCCAGCUCACGGACAGCGGCACCUACAUCUGCAUCGCCAGCAACGCCGGGGGCAACGACACCUACUUCGCCACUCUGACGGUGCGCGGCCAGCCGCUGGACCCGGCCUCCGCCUUCUUCCUCAACCGCUCGCUGUACGGCAGCGAGUUCUUCAACGACACGAACAUGAACAGCACGCGCGUGUUCCUCAAGUUCACCCUGGAUCUGACCACCAUCCUGGUCUCCACGGCGAUGGGCUGCAUCACCUUCCUGGGGGUGGUUCUCUUCUGUUUCCUGCUGUUGUUCGUGUGGAGCCGAGGACGCGGCCAACGCAAGAACAACUUCACAGUGGAGUACUCGUUCCGGAAAUCUGAGCCCGCGACUGGAGGCUCCUCGGGAGGGACCAGGAAGUUCAAUAUGAAAAUGAUAUGAAACAACGCAGCCAGGGGUCCUUCGGGGGAGGCAUGAGCACGUCCCAAAAACGUGUUUGACAACGCUGAACGCACACAGCCACUGACUCGCAAGGUCCUACAACACGAUCCGAGCGCCCGUCUGCAGCAAAACUGGGGCCGUGAAUCGACAAAUGGCCCAGAUCGCUCUGCGGUUUUAUUUAGCUGGUGGAAACCAGUUUGAAUGGUGAAGCAAGAAGCUGCACUAAUAAUUGAUAUGAAAGAGCUUGAUAAAAAAAAGUUCAGGAGAUAAGUUGAAAAUUGGCCCGAUUACUGAUCUGUGGAAUAUUAGUAGGCCUGUUUCUCUGUAAUGUUAAUGAGAAACGAUGGAGAAUCUUUUUCAUUAAAAUUCCAUUUAACGGAUUCUGAGGAAUGAGACGCGUAAUAACGUCUCACAAAGACGCGGGCGACUCGGAUCAUUUGCGACCGUAGCUGUGUGAGUUUGGGACGAGCACGGCGGCCGUGAGCGGCCGCGACCGCCCGCGGCCCGGGGGGCUUGGUUAGGAAGUCAAGUCCUCCGGACGCGGGCUGCCGCGGUCGCCGUAGCAACCAACACCACGAGCGGGAGCCGGGAACCGGGCCGGUGGCCCGUAGGAGGGUGGCUGGGUGAAAGGGAGAGGAAGGAAGAAGCCAAUGUGACCUUCGCUUCCUCUCCUCCACAUCAUCAUGCUCUUUCAUCAACAGAAGAGGGCCCACUGCCCCCCAGCCCCCUCCCCCCACCCCCCGGUCCCUGCGCUCCGCUGUGUCGGACGCCUGACCUUCCAAAUGCUGCCAGGGGGGAGCAGCCUGGAGAGUUGGGCCAGACUCAGAGGCAGAAAGAGGACACACAGCAGCCCCAAAUGCGCGCACACACACACACACACACACACACGCUCAUCUUAGUAGUGUAACACACACAGCGGCGUGUGAUUAGCGUCUUUUCUCAGGAAAAGUGAAUAACUAGCCAACGGAGCGCGUGGCGACGCACGCUGGCUCUGUUCAAGUGUAACAUUCCAGCAAUAUCGUUCGUAGAGCCAUAAAGCCGGCGCUCAUUCUCCGAGAGAGAACCGAUGAGUUUGCGAGUGACAAAACAAAGCCAUAGUACGUGUAGGUUGUUUUUAUACAGUAGCGUGUGCAUGAUUCACUUACGUAAUGAUAAUUACUGACACUGCCAUCUUACAAGCUGUCGUGAUAAUCACAACACCAUCUGCUGUUAUCUGCUCACAUGAAGUUGCAACUUCACACACACACACACACUGAACCAUCGAGGUCCUUCAGACUGAUAAACAUAAACAUCCAUACUGCACCACAGCCAUGAGCGCGUGGCGCCGCGGGGUCUCUCUCUGCCUCUGAGACGGCCGCUGUGCGAAUGUCUCUGCCCCCCUAGCCCAGUGCAUCCCCCCGCUCCACCCACGCCCCCAUUACGCCCCCACUGGGUCCUCCUUUGGGAGGGGUCCCUGGCUGGAGAUCGAGGAUUCAAAUGUAAAUGAAGUCGUGUUAACCCUACCCACGCCAUGUGCAUCGUAUAGUGGAGAGUAGUACUGUGGUUUUUGAAAACAAAAAAAAUGACAAAAACUUUCUUUGAAGUGUUCUGUUGGUUCUGUUGGUUCUGUUGGUUCUGUUGGUUCUGUCGUUUGUACCCCGUCUUAAUUUCCUCAGUUGUUGUUCUCCGUGACCUUUUUGGCUGUUUCCCCGUCGUCCAUGUGGGACUGGUCUGAUCUUAACACCCGCUGGCGCUGACGCAAGCUCACCGGAGGAACCAGGCAAAACAAUAUCUGGGUCCAGAACACAGUGGACCUUAGAGAUUUAAAAAAAAAAAAAUUAAAAAGGGCAAAACAUGAUUUGUUCUCAGUGUCAGUGCUCCGUUUUGGUGAACAACAUGCUGCAUAAUAUCACCUCAGCAGCUGCAUGCGCAUUUUAGAGGUCACUGAUCCACAUCUGGAUUUAAAAAAAACAACAGCCCCGGGUAAAAGACAACCCCAAACUAACUUUUUCCUGCAAACUCCCUUUUUUUGCUCCCUGUGGGCGAUGAUGAAACCUCUGUGUCAGGAUGAAUAACCGAACAGCCGUUAAAGAUUCAUGAGGUCCAAUGAGGACUGGGAACAGAUCAGUCUGGUUACCGAGGAGCCGGUGUUGAGAUCGGGCCACUGCCUCCGUGGACAUUCUCUCCCCGUGUGUUUCCAUCCCCUGGUAUUUCAGUGGAAACUAGGUUUAGAAGACAGUGAGAAUGUCUGUAGUGAUUGUGGAUGGUGUUGUUGUGUAGACAUCAAUCGCAGAUGUAAGUGUAGAUGAGGGUGUUCUGUUAUUUCGCCCCCCCCCCCCCGUUUGUGUGGUCUUAUCAUUCUCACCCCUCGCCCUCCCUGUUCACAGUAUUAGGCUGGAGUAUGGUCGUGUGGUAGUAGACACGUGUCCUGUGCGCUCGCUGAGUCGGUGUCGUCGUGUGUUGACUCGUCGCUCCUCGUGACGCCGUCGGACGUGGAGGAGCGAUUGGAUCCGUGGAGACAAAAGAUGAAAGGGGUGACCCAGGUUCCCUUAAAAAAAAUUAACACAACAUCGGUUCCCAAUUCAUGCCCCAUUCCUGAAAAAAGACAGACACUUGCUGCUCUGGGAUCUGUCUCUGUAUAUGAAACCCCACGGACUGCACGGUUUCCUCGGCUGAUUUACUUACACAUGUAGAAAGGGGGGGUUAGGGGUUGUUAGCCUGCACUCGUUUAUGCUAACUGUGCUACACUGACUCAUUCACUCACAUUUCAGACGUGGUGAUGGUGGGAAAUAAAGCAUUUUAUCCAUUCAAGCCCUAUUUAAAAGUAAAGACGGUCAAAGUAACGUAAGUGAAUUCCCUCUUUUGGGAAAGUUUGCUGAACAUUUUCCAUAUUAAAACCUUGGCAACUCUUCAGCAGCUCCUCUGCAGCGGAGCCAUGGCCUUAGCCAGCCGGACCGACUAGUGGCGUCUGCCUGAUUCAUCUCCUCUGUCGCCAUUCUUGAGGAAGUAGGCCGAGCGGUCCCCCUGCUCCCUCCUUGGCUUCGCCCUUGCCUGGGGUUGAUGCACCGCAGUCUAGACGCCUCAUUUACAGCAGCAGGCGCCUCGCUAGUAGGAUGUGUUCCCCUCGGAGAGCUCCUAACAGACGCAGACCUGAAUGAGACGCUUAGACGCACAAACGAUCAACCGUCACCCAGCGCUUGAUCUGCCUUCGUCAGACUUCACCUGAAGGCCUGGUCCUGUCUUUAAGAGCACACUUCUCCAUCUGCUGUCAUUUCUGACUCCAUAUCUGCUCUAAAUGACUCUGUCCCUCACUCCGGAUUGUACAGCUGCUGUUUUGAUUGGAUUAGAUUUCAUCUGAAUUAUCGGAGCUGAGAGGAGCAGUAAUGGGAUGGCGGAGAAAUGAGCUCGGCUGAUUGGGUGAUUACUAGGCUUAUUAGUCCCACUACCACAGCAGCCGUGUCAGAACAGCGUGACAUGAAUACUGAGAGGCUGAAGGCGGUUCACCUUUAGAGCCAGAGUGAAAUGAUGGCGCCCGUGGAAAUAGACCUCAGUGGUUACUACUAUAUAUUUGCAUUUCGACAAAUAGCAGAGAAUUGCUGAGGAAUUGUUAAAAGCACCUUGAACAUGCGUCAGCUUCAUCUUAACCUUGACAAAGGCAGUUGGAGGCCCCUUCCCUCUUUGUGUGGCGCUACUGCCCCCUGGUGGCGACGGUGGGCAACAGCAGCGCCGCUGACGCUGGUGGACUGUGUGUCUCAAUAAAGCAACAAAUCGACUGUUAGCUCCAUAAGCCAGUGUUCCUGGAUGCUCUCAUAGCCAUAGCGUGACCUCCUCUCUCCGCUCCGGGUUUGUGAGGCGUUGCUCAGCUCUCAGACAUCUGCGAGGGGAAGCGGUGUCAUCAGGACAGGCCUCCGUUCGGCCCAAAGCAGCCUCUCUGACCCGGUUUGACUCAGACUCAGUCUGUACAUUAGACAAACACUUUGCGACGCCACCAUUAUCACACACAAUUACUAACCAUGUUCUUGCUCCAUGCAUGAGCGAGAGUCGUCCGGCACUCGGUGGGCUCUUCUCUGCAGGGGGAGCUUUCUUUCUUGUGGUCUUAGCAGGUUUAAUCUAUGCAUGCCUUUUGUAUACAGUGAUCGGUCUUGCCAAACUCUCACCUGCACUCGUGCGGAGAGCCAUGGGUGCCAUUCGUACCGACCGUGGGACUGGUUGACACAAACUGCCGCAGGAGCAGGCGGGACCAUUCCAUCGACGCCUGGCACAAAAGGAUCCGUCAAUAUUUGAGGAAGAACAAAUGGAGCUCUGGUUUAGUUGGGAUGAUUGUACUUUUACACAUGUAUCCACUCACAGAGGACCUGCUCAGAUGUACAAGCUGUAGAUAAAGCGAUUGAUAUUCCAAGCAGGGCGGUGGGACUGAUCAAUGCCGCGUGGGGACAGGAUUAUUAAUGCCAUACUUCCAUUGAUCUGUCUCGAACCUCGUCACUCUCCCAGAAUCUCCCAGAGUGGGAGGAGGCGUGCAGAGCUCUGCUGGACCUGGUCGGCGCCCAUUCCUAGGUUUCCACAUUAGCCUUAAGGACCACUUUCACUUCCUCCUCUUUUAAGAACGAGAUGGUGCCAGAUUUACAUUUUAUUUCCCAGGUCUCAGCAAAAAUAGCGCUCUCUCACUCCUCCCACUCUUUUACAGGAAGCUGUCGCUGGUUUAAGUCUGUAUUUGUUGGAGCACUCGAGUGAAACAUACUAAAGAAAUAUCAAGCGUAUCUCCUGAAUUUGGCUUGAAUAAACAUAUCCUCUCCAUCUCUCUCUCUCUCUCUCUCUCGCUCUCUCUGUAUCUCGCUCUCUCUCUAUACUUCUCUCUGUCUGUCUGUCUCCAUCUUCUUGGCACCGACCUCGUUAAACAUUGAAGAAUGUUUUUCAUCAGUCACUCUGAGUGUUCACAUUAAUAAAUAUUUGUUUGUCUUCAACACGUUAGUGACCCAUGAAACCUAGGAAUGGGUGCUGAGUGCUCCGACUAAAUAUAGAGCUAACAACCUAACAAGGGUGAACAGCUUAUAUUGAUAUAUAAGUAUAAAGGAAAUACUCAAACGCACCUGAACUAUCACAUUUCUUUUUUGGAUCCUUGGAUUUAAAGAAAAAAAAGAUGUACAUAUUAGAUCUAUUAGCCAUAUCGUGUCAUGAAAUCUGUAGACCUCCUUGCCAUGUCUGACAGAGGAAAAUGACUGUUUAACUGUAAAUAGUGUAGGUAUAGUACUAUAGGAUUUAACUGCUGCUUCUUUUCUCCAAGGAUCCGUGUUCGGUUCAGUCCCGUGGCUGAUUGGUCUCACAGUAAAGGAUAGGACGAUGAUGUGCUUGUGUAUAAAACAAAUAUAGGUUCUUUUUUUAUUUUAGUGUAUGUUUUAUAUACUGUCUAUCUUGUAAAUGAACUCAUUUUUUGUCAUAAAAGCAUGAUGUGACUAUGUCA
This is a messenger RNA of Betta splendens (Siamese fighting fish), 7926 nucleotides long. RefSeq names its product leucine-rich repeat and immunoglobulin-like domain-containing nogo receptor-interacting protein 3. The record is from RefSeq and is a predicted model, not a curated record. NCBI's taxonomy places the organism in Eukaryota, Metazoa, Chordata, Actinopteri, Anabantiformes, Osphronemidae. Gene Ontology annotation, molecular function: protein binding. The transcript is spliced from 4 exons. The coding region runs from base 621 to 2489 and encodes 622 amino acids.